Molecule: messenger RNA, 1356 nt
Organism: Microthlaspi erraticum
Lineage: Eukaryota; Viridiplantae; Streptophyta; Magnoliopsida; Brassicales; Brassicaceae
Source: the annotation of a GenBank genome assembly
AUGAAAGUAACACAAAAGUGUAAGAUAAUAUUCAUCCCUUAUCCGGCGCAAGGCCACGUGACCCCAAUGCUCCACCUCGCGUCAGCCUUCGUCAGCCGUGGAUUCUCCCCUGUCGUUAUGACUCCCGAAUCUAUCCACCGUCGGAUCUCGACUACUAACCAGGAUCUGGGGAUCACGUUCUUGGCCUUAUCUUAUGGUCAAGAACGUCCGGACGCACCUCCCUCGGACUUCUUUUCGAUAGAGAAGUCGAUGGAGAACAUCAUGCCUUCCCAGCUUGAACAGCUCCUACUGGAAGAAGACUUUGUGGCUUGUGUUGUGGUUGAUUUGUUGGCUUCGUGGGCUAUAAGAGUGGCUGAUCGGUGUGGAGUUCCGGUCGCUGGUUUCUGGCCUGUGAUGUUCGCUUCUUACCGUAUGAUCGAAGCCAUACCGAAGCUCGUACGGAAAGGCAUAGUUUCCCCAAAAGGCUGUCCUCGUCAACCAGAAAAACCGUUACUCCUACCGGAGCAACCGCUCCUAUCCGCCGGAGAUCUAUUGUGGCUCAUUGGAACUCCAGCAGAACAAAAAGGGCGAUUCAAGUUCUGGCAAAGAACCCUAGAACGAGCAAAAAGUCUCCGAUGGAUCUUGGUAAACUCUUUCAAAGACGAAUAUGAGGAAAAUGAGUAUAACAAUAAAGAAAACAAUGGUCGAAACCCUCAAAUAUUUUACGUUGGUCCAUUGCAUAACCAAGCAUCAACAAGUAACAUAACUUUAACCAAGAACCCUAGUUUUUGGGAAGAAGACAGAUCUUGCCUUGGUUGGCUCCAAGAACAAAAGCCAAACUCGGUCAUUUACAUCUCAUUUGGAAGUUGGGUUUCCCCUAUAGGAGAAUCGAAGAUAAAAAUGUUGGCAUUGGCGUUGGAAGCGUCAGGGAGACCUUUCCUUUGGGCGCUAAACCGAGUUUGGCAAGAGGGACUGCCACCAGGGUUCGUGGAUAGAGUCACCAUUUCCAAGAACCAAGGAAGAAUUGUGACAUGGGCACCGCAGAUCGAAGUUCUUAAAAACGGCUCUGUGGGUUGUUGCGUGACUCAUUGUGGUUCGAACUCGACCAUGGAGGCGGUCGCAAGUUCUAGGAGACUAGUGUGUUAUCCUGUAGCUGGAGACCAGUUUCUGAACUGUAAAUACAUUGUGGAUGUGUGGAAGAUCGGGGUGAGAUUGAGCGGUUUCAGAGAGGAGGAGGUUGCAGAUGGGUUGAGGAAAGUUAUGGAGGAUCAAGAGAUGGGUGAGAGAUUGAAGAAGUUGAGAGAAAGAGCAAUGGGUAAUGAAGCUCGUUUGUGUUUGAAUAGAAAUUUGACCCUUUUCAAGGAUGAGAUAAGAUGA